Drosophila eugracilis is the source of this 2268-nucleotide messenger RNA. Its product is annotated as zinc finger protein 391. Gene Ontology annotation, molecular function: zinc ion binding; RNA polymerase II cis-regulatory region sequence-specific DNA binding; DNA-binding transcription factor activity, RNA polymerase II-specific. Gene Ontology annotation, biological process: regulation of transcription by RNA polymerase II. The record is from RefSeq and is a predicted model, not a curated record. Gene Ontology annotation, cellular component: nucleus. The transcript has 3 exons. The coding region runs from base 71 to 2002 and encodes 643 amino acids. Lineage: Eukaryota; Metazoa; Arthropoda; Insecta; Diptera; Drosophilidae.
UGCAGUCAUACCAUACCAUUCAUUCUUAAUUAUUUUAUUUUGUUUUCGGUUUAAGCGAUUGCAUCGCGAAAUGGAUGUGGAUAAGAUUUGCCUGACUUGCUUGAGCUCGACGGGACCCUUUUUGUCCAUUUACGAUGGGGGAUCGGGCAGCUGCCUAGCUGACAUGAUCCGAGAGUUCACGAAAACAAAGCCUCGGCGUCACGAUAAUCUUCCUGAAAAGGUUUGCCUGAGCUGCUUGAGUGAAAUCAAUCACUGUUACACCUUUAAGAUCAAGUGCGAGAACUCGAGUCGCACCCUGCGGCAAUUGCUGCCAAAUGCUCUACCUGAAGAACCCGAAAGUAAGGUGUCCAUCAAUUGUCCAGUGGUUACGGCGGACCAGGCUGUUCAAACCGCCAAUUGGGAGCCGGCCAGAUGCACUGCCUCCGUUCAAACGGAUGCGGUGUCUACCAUAGACGCCGAACAAAACACCAGCCUGGUCAAAUCCACGAUUUCUGUGGAUCUUGACUAUGACGGCGAGGGGGAGGUGUUUGACUACGAGCUGCCGGAUGAGCCAGUUGAAAAGGCCACCAGCCUUAUCCUGCAGGUUCAGGGCAGCUUGAAGGAUGAAAAAGAAGUGGUGUUUACCCAAACCAAUGUUAUUUAUGAAGGCGAUGACAACGAGUUGGAGCAGCAGAUCAGGGAAUGUAAUCUUGCUAUUUUCGAGGGUGACGAUAAUGAUUCAGAGGUCAUCACAGUUGCAACUCCACAGGUAACAACCAGAAAAAGCGCUGCUAAACUCUUAACGUUGCAUCAAAAUGAAAAAGACGAGACUUCUGUGAAUCCAAAACAGGAAGUUGAAGAAGUAGCGAAAGCACAGUUGGCUCAGCCAGCUAAAAGAGCCUCUCGUCGGCGAGGUGGCGUCAGACAGGAUGUUCAGACCUCGUCGCCUUUAGAUUCAACAUCUCCCUCAAAAAAGCUUCGGUUGGGAUCACAGCGAAAGUCGCUGAAUGCAUUCGGAGGACCAACCUCAGGUGCAAAUAGCGGUGCAGGUACAGCAUUAAUCACACCCCCAACACCUGAGCUUAAGUACCACUGCGAUCGCUGCAAUGCUGGCUUUGCACUGGAAAAGUCUUUGAUGAUCCACAGACGCCAGAAGGGCUGCAUCAACCGCAACUUCAAAUGCAAUGAGUGCGAAAAGGUGUUCGUGUCGCCGGAUCACUUGGCAGAGCAUCAGGCUAGCCAUGGUACCCACAAUUGCCCCGAAUGCGGUAUUCAAUGCGAUUCCAAGGAGCAGCUAAGUAAGCACAUGGUUCAAGGCCACAAGCGAAAUCUGCGUAAUCAAUGCACAGUUUGCCAGAAGGUAUUCACUAUGCUAUCCACGCUGCGAGACCAUAUGCGCAUCCAUACCGGCGAGAAACCCUUCGUGUGUAAUAUCUGCGGUAAGAGCUUCACUCAAAAUGCGAACCUGCGCCAACACAAGUUACGCCACUCGGAGACAAAGAGUUUCAAGUGCGAGCUGUGCCCGAACUCUUUUGUGACCAAGGCUGAGCUCGCCUCUCACGCUCGCACCCACACGGGCGACAAGCCAUUCGAGUGCGAGGUGUGUUUGGCCAGAUUCACCACCAGUUGCUCGCUGGCCAAGCACAAACGAAAGCACACCGGUGAGCGACCCUACGCCUGCGACCUGUGUCCUAUGAGAUUCACCGCCCUAAAUGUGCUCAAAAACCACAGAAGAACGCACACAGGUGAGCGCCCGUAUGUCUGUCCCUUCUGCUCAAAGACCUUUACGCAACGGGGUGACUGCCAGAUGCACCAGCGUACCCAUCAGGGAGAUCGAAUAUACAUUUGUCCGGUGUGCAAUGUGGAGUUUAAGUCAAUGCCCGAGAUGCGAACUCAUUUAGCCGGGCACGAGCAGCACGACAAACGUCUGGUACACUUUAACUUUCUAAGUAAUAAGGAAAACGGAAGCGGAGCGCUUGAAGAAGAACUCGAUGAGAUGGCCGAGACUGCUUUAAUGCUAUAAUUUGGCAUGGGAACUGCAGGAACAAUGAGUCUAGUUUGUCUAAUUCUUGGGCAUUCUUAUUGACAUGUACAAUUUACUCCCAAUUAAAAAUAAUACAAUACUUUAAGAUCAUCUAUUUUCCCUAUGUUUCGCAUCGUACAACUCGUCCAUUUUCCGUCUACUCUUCCCCCUUGGGAACACAGUUUAGGACAAAUUCACAACUUUAGAACAUCUUUAGUCUUAACUUAGUCGCUAUGUUGUAGAUAAAAAUAAAAGCUUAAAUAGUA